Molecule: messenger RNA, 775 nt
Organism: Lobosporangium transversale
Lineage: Eukaryota; Fungi; Mortierellomycota; Mortierellomycetes; Mortierellales; Mortierellaceae
Exons: 5
Coding region: 38-739 (233 amino acids)
Biological process (GO): peptide biosynthetic process; translational elongation
Cellular component (GO): cytoplasm
Molecular function (GO): translation elongation factor activity
Source: RefSeq, a predicted model, not a curated record
UUUGUUUCCUUGACUUUACAUUUCACAUUAACCAAGCAUGCUUCGUUCACGAAUCUUCAGAGCGGCUCUUGGACUUUGUCAUAGCCGUCAAACUAUCGCUUUGCAGAGAUCAGCACUCCCAGUAUAUAGAGCUCUUGCACAAGAUCAGAAGCAUGGAUUCAAGACGAACGUUCUACAAGUCCGCAAGGGAUAUGUCGUUGAAAUGAACAACACGCUUUCCAUCGUCCUUAAGCGCGAAACAUCUGUUAUGGGACGUGGCACUUCGACCGUCAAGCUUGAACUUCAAGAUCUUCUUUCGGGAACUAAGCAUACAGAGCGAUUUCGAUCUGAUGAUAUGGUCGAGGUGACCGAGUUAAAUGACCGCAAGUGUCAGUUCCUCUACAGAAAUGAUGGUCAAAUUCAUCUGAUGGAUCCCGAUACAUUUGAAAUGUAUGAAGUAUCCGAGUCAGUCAUGGAAGAGAAACAGAUCCCAAUGCUUCAGCAAGACAUGAUAGUACAUUUGUCUCUCUACCAAUCUGGUCCCGACGAGCCUGAACAACCAAUUUCUAUCAAAUUGCCGACACAAGCAACCUUUGUGGUUAAAGAGGCCUAUCCUUCAGCCGCACAGACCAAUAAGGGAACCGUAUAUAAGAAUGCAGACCUUGAUAAUGGCAUUAGGGUGCAAGUCCCUGAUUUUGUCAAUAUUGGUGAUCGAGUCGUGGUUGAUACUGAGACUGGAAAGUACGUGCGGCGAGCAUAGAGUAUAUCACCAUUUUUUCGAAUAUGCAACAUCGAC